Durusdinium trenchii is the source of this 1332-nucleotide messenger RNA. Lineage: Eukaryota; Dinophyceae; Suessiales; Symbiodiniaceae. The record is from the annotation of a GenBank genome assembly.
AUGGCGGAGCCGUCGGUGACGAUUCACGUGAGUUUGCCCAGUGGACGUGCAGAAGUGAUCUCGGUGGCGGCGUCUUCCAAGGUCGCGGACCUGAAGGUGGCCGCGCAGCGGAGCUUGCAGGAGGGCUUCUUAGGCCUCGUUGGCCCGGAUGGGCACCGCCUGGAUCCCGCCGACUCCCUGGAGGCCGUCGGGCUCCGCGACGGCGACCACGUGAGCGCGGUGGUGCAAUCCGUGCAAGUGGUGGCGGGAGAACGGGCCUUUUGCUUCUGGUGCAGAGGAUCCAACCACGUGGUGUCCUGGGGCUUUGUGACUGAAGGUAUGGAUGCAGGGGUGCGAGCUCGACUCAGGAACGUCCAGACGAUCUCCGCCAGUGCGGGCGCCUUUGCGGCGGUCUUGGGCGAUGGAUCUCUGGUGGUCUGGGGAGAUCCCCACCAGGGGGGCGACCGGGCUUUGGAGCUCACCGACGUGAGGGAGGUGGUGGGUGCGCAGAAGGCGUUUGCAGCGAUUCUGAACGAUGGCCGAGCGGUGGCCUGGGGUGAGCCGGAAGAAGGCGGUGACGCGAGCGAGGUGAAGGAGCAGUUGCGAAACGUCCGCAGCCUCAGCGCGACGCACCGAGCCUUCGCAGCACUGCUGGAGGAUGGCAGCGUGGUUUGUUGGGGCGAUAGCUACAACGGCGGCAGCUGCGAGACCGAGCAGGAGUUCCUCACCAACGUGACCUCGAUCAGUGCCUCGGCCUCGGCCUUCGCAGCUGUGCGGCACGACGGCAGCGUCGUGACCUGGGGAGAUCAGGAUUCCGGGGGUGACAGCAGCGAGGUCCAGCCGCUACGGGAGGUGGUGGAGAUUUGUGCGACCAACUUCGCCUUCUGCGCGCGCUUGGCCGACGGAGGGGUGAACGUGUGGGGCGAGCCACUGGCAGGUGCUGAGAUCACCCAGGUGAAGGAUCAGCUCUUUGGCGUUCAGAAGAUCUACUCCACGCGCUUCGGCGCCUUUGCCGCGCUCCGGGAGGAUGGCCACGUGGUCACCUGGGGCCAUCCAGACUCUGGGGGUGAUAGCAGCAGUGUGAAAGCGCAGCUCUGGAAUGUGAAAGAGGUCCAUUCCACGGCCAAGGCCUUUGCGGCCAUCACCCAUGCCGGCGGAGUGAUCACCUGGGGCGAUCCACACUAUGGUGGGGACAGCGAGGCAGUUCAGGAUCAGCUCAAGGAUGUGGAAGAGCUCUAUGGUACCAACUUCGCCUUCGCGGCGAUCCGCCGGGAUGGCCGGAUCCUCGCGUGGGGUGCCGUCGGCGCAGGAGGCGACAUGAGCGAGGCGGAGAAGCAGCUUCCCUAUCUGUGA